AUGGAUAUUCGAGGCCUUCGUAAUUUUAUCAACGAAACAUAUGAACUUGGAGCGAAUGCACCGGAACGAAUCGCUGAUGAAAUUACGAAGAUUAAAAAAGCUUUUAUGUCAAAAAAGAAGAAAUCUUACGAGAAAAAAAAAUCUAUCGCCAAACUAUGCUAUAUUACUCUAUAUGGUUAUGACAUAAUACAACUAGGCAUCGGAAACAUCAUAGAUUUAAUUGAAAGCUCCAAUAUUGCUAACAAAAGAAUUGGAUGGAUUGCAGCGUCAAUUCUAUGCAAUACACAUCCAGAGCAAAUCAUAGAAUUUGGAAGUGUUCUCAAAAAACAAUUAUCACACACAAAAAACGAGCCCGCAAUCGAUUUGGCGCUUGGAUUUAUCGCAAAUUGUGCAACAUCCAAAAUAGCUGAUACUAUAGGUCCCAGCGUUGUUGAUAUAUUAAUUUCGAAUACAAUUAGCGAACAUACGAAGUCUAGAGCCCUUAUUGCGUUAUAUCAGAUUUAUCAGUCCUCUCUUCAAGUUCCUGGCAUCGAUAGAGUGUCACCGCGUGUAGUACAGAUGAUACAAUCUACAAAUCUCAGUUUCGCGCUUGCAGCUUCUUUACUUGCUUUUAAUAUCGUUCAACUUCAACCAGCGACAAGUGACGAUAUCUUCCAAGCGUGCAUCACAGUACUUCACCAGUUAGUUGUACAGAACAAAUGCCCAUCACAGUAUACAAGAUACGGCGUUCCUUGCCCUUUUUUGUGUGCAAAUCUUUUUCGGAUCUUGAAUUUCUACUUGACGUACACGAACCAGGAUAUUGAGAAGCUAGAUCAAAUAGCAAACUCAUUACUCAUGAUGAAUAACGCUAAAAGAGAUCCUGACGGACUUUACGCAUUUUUAACUGUUUUUUCUGAAGCUUCUAUCUUCUUAGUUCAAGUUCCUUUGCCUCAGGCAACACUGGAAAACUUCAUUACUGUACUUAUUAAGCACACACGACAGCGCAGACACUUCGCAAUGGAUUCUUUAGCAAAUUUAGUCGGAAAUUCACCUCAUUUCGCUUCGAAUUUACAGACAUUAAUACCAGAAUUACUUUCUAUUGUAACAUCACGCGUUUAUCCUACAGAUAUGAAAGCUUUUACUUUAUUAUAUUUCAUUGCAAAUAAUGACAACUGUAUGAUCAUCUUAGAUACGCUUAUUCCGUUUGUAUCCAGGUCACCCUUGCAUUUAAGAGCUGAAUUAUGCAAGAAAUUGGCUGUUUUGGCGAAUUCUUUUUCAAAAGAUUCGGAAUGGAAAUCACAAACGCUUUUUAAGUUGGUCGAAUGCAGUGAUAGUGAUGACUGCUCGUUCUGGCAACAUGUUGCGAAGUCUAUUUUAGAUGAUCAUCAAAAUAUUGAUGAUAAUGUACAGAAUUUGAUAACGAAGAUCGAAGAGAACCCUGGAGUCAAUGGUAGUAUCAUCAAAAUAGCAUCUUACGUGUUCGGACAAACGAAUUUAAGAGAUGCAAAACAUGUUGUUGAUAUUUUAAUGACGGCGUUCUCAACAGCGCCAUCAUCAUCAGCUCAAACAUCCAUAGUUUCAGGUUUACUCAAGAUUUCAGCAAAAUACAAAGAAGUUACCCCAGAUGUUUUGUAUUUCUUACAAGAUGUAGUAUCAUCAUCGAGUUUUGAAGUAAGCCAGAGAUCAAGAGAAGCAUUAGCUGUCUUAAACUACCCAGAUCUCUCAGUUUCAAUGCUUUCUGCCCCUGAUUCUUAUGUUGAUACUUCAAUAAUUAUGGAAGAAAAGCCUCAGAUCUCUGUUUCGGACCACUUGGAUAAAUUCCUGAAGGAAAACAUGGGUAUUGUCCAUUACCAGACCAAUAUUACUGUCCUUUGCGGUGUAGAAAAAACAGAAACUUCAUCAAAAAUUCUCUUGACGAUAAAAAUUCAGAAUCACGAUACAAAUCCUCUCAAAAUCGAUCAAUUCCAAAUUGAAUGCGAAUCUUCAUUAUUGUAUAAAAAAGGUUCGGAAGUCAACACGAUAGAGAGUGAUGCAACAGGUGUCUGCCAAAUUUAUUUUGUGGCAAAUGAACCAUUUUACAAUCCGCCGAUAGCGACGAUUAUUUUCGAUUCAAAACAAACUAUUAAGUUUAAGUUACCAGUUUUACCACGAUUCUUCAUUACCGCGUACAAUCUAUCACGAGAUAGUUUCACUUCCAUGUGGCAACAAACGAUGGUCGAAAAACAGGCAACAUCAUCUAUUCUGAUUCUUCCUGAUGGAGACAUAUUGAGUGAAAUUGUUAAAACAGCUAAGAAGUGGUUCAAUUUGACACCUCUUGAUUGCUGUGAUAUGAAGAAUGUUAUAUUCAUGGCAGGAACAUUCCAUACUUUUACAGGAAACGCGGGAAUUUUAAUUCGAUUUACUUUCCAAGAAGAAGAGAUGAUAUUGACCAUGGAUUUGCAUACAACUUCUGCAAAAGCAACAGAUGCAAUCUUAGAAUGUGCUCAUUUAGCAUUUCCUUUUUGCGAUUUUAAUACUGAUUAA
Molecule: messenger RNA, 2502 nt
Organism: Trichomonas vaginalis G3
Lineage: Eukaryota; Parabasalia; Trichomonadida; Trichomonadidae
Product: clathrin adaptor protein
Exons: 1
Coding region: 1-2502 (833 amino acids)
Biological process (GO): clathrin-dependent endocytosis; intracellular protein transport
Cellular component (GO): AP-2 adaptor complex; membrane coat
Molecular function (GO): clathrin-cargo adaptor activity
Source: RefSeq, a predicted model, not a curated record